Neoarthrinium moseri is the source of this 783-nucleotide messenger RNA. RefSeq lists its product as uncharacterized. Bases 1 to 783 code for a protein of 260 amino acids. The transcript is spliced from 3 exons. NCBI's taxonomy places the organism in Eukaryota, Fungi, Ascomycota, Sordariomycetes, Amphisphaeriales, Apiosporaceae. The record is from RefSeq and is a predicted model, not a curated record.
AUGUCUAAAGGAGGUGGCAGCUGGACUGAUGCCGAGCGCUACCAGCUCAUGGCCAAGGCCUUCCAGCAGCUCGAAUCCAAGGGAGCCAAGCUUGACCUCCAGAAGCUCGCUAAUGAGAUGCCGGGCCGCACUCCCAAGGCCAUCUCGCACAUGAUUACCAACAUCCGCAAGGCGGCCAACAAGGGCGGCGCGCCUUCGACCCCGACCAAAGCUUCGGGUGGCCGUGCUAGGUCUACUGGUAAGGCAAUCUCGCGUACCAUGAGCCACAGGCCUGCUGAUGAUGUAUUAUUAUCUGCCACAGUUUCCUCCACCUCGUCGAAGCGUAAGGCUUCCCAGCUCUCCCAGAUGGAAUCCGCGGACGAGGCGGACGACGCAGACGGUGAUAUCGAGCCCGAAACCCCAAGCAAGAAGCUCAAAACCGAACCCACCGCUGCUGCUUCCAAGAAACCCAAGAACGGCAAGUCCCUCAUGCCACCCCCUCCUCGGCCAGCCAUCCCCGAGGCCGCCCCCGAGGCUGCCCGCGACGCUGUCCGCGAGACUGUCGUCGUCAACAGCGACGGCGGCGCAGGCGGCGACAAUAAGAACAACACCAACCAUGCCUCCAUGCCCACGGCGACGCUUGACCAGAUCUACGAUGUAAUCGCUAACGCGCAUUUCGCAGCAGAGGCAGCCGGUGGCGGCUACAGUGGCAUCAAGCAGGAGAGCGCGGUAGAGAUUGACGACGACGACGACACCGCCAAAGAGGAGGAGGAGUAUAAGAGCUAUGAUGAGGGAGUCAUCUAG